AUGCAGAUCGACGAUGAUGGUGUCAUAUACAAGCCCUCUAUAGCUAGUCCAGGCUCGCCUGCCCUUUAUGCCAUUUCUACAACCGUUGCUUUGUACCUGGUCUAUCGAUGGCUACUGCCUAAGCCUAUCCCCGGUAUCCCAUUCAACAAGGACGCUAAAAGCUCUUUAUUGGGUGAUAUUCCCUCUAUGGUCAAACAUUCUAUGAAAACUCAGGAGCUUCAUGACUGGAUAGUAGCACAGAACGUUAAGCUUCAAUCGCCAAUCAUACAAAUUUUCGCUCGACCAUUCAGUAAACCAUGGGUAGUCGUAGCCGACUAUCAAGAGUCCAGGGAUGUCAUGCUGCGGCGCACCAAGGAGUUUGAUAGGUCUUACUUCUGGAGCGAGGUUUCGGGAUCGGUUAUGCCCGAAAGUCAUAUUUUCAAACGAAUCAGCGACGAUCUCUUUAAACGACAGAGAAGAUGGCUGCAAGGGCUUAUGUCGCCUGGGUUUCAGAACAAUGUUGCUGCUGCCCAUAUUUAUAAUGUUUGUUUGGACUUUAUGCAACUCUGGGAGGAAAAGUCUAGGCUUGCCCAGGGUCACCCCUUUGCUGCUGCGCAUGAUGUGUAUUAUGUGGCUCUUGAUGCCAUCUGGACUAUCGUAUUUGGGCCUGAGUCUCCAGAUGUACAAACAACAACGAGAGCUCAAGUAGAGCUCCUCUCGGCAAUAAAAGACUUGCCACUGCCUCAGAGCAAGGACGCAGAGGUGGACAUGCCUCGAGCGCCGUGCCCUGAAACUCUUCAGUCCAUCAUUGAUAUCACGGAGAGUUAUGAGUUAACUGUCAAGUCUCCCUGGCCUAGCAUCACCCACUGGAUCUUGAGACAAACUUCCAGCACCUACAAGAAGGCUUUCAAGAUUAAGGAGAACUUUAUUGAGAAAGAGAUAGCGAAAGCGAUUCAGAGAUUUCAAAGCAGAUCCGAGGGGAACUCGGACAUUCCUACUGCUAAUAUUAAAUCUGCCAUCGAUGAUAUGAUCGAUAAAGAAACAACUUUGGCGGAGAAAGAACACAGACAGCCUGAGAUUAUGUCUAGGAGUUUCUUUGAUGAGAUCUUAACACUCCUCGUCGCCGCGCAUGACACUACCGGGACCGUUAUCACUUGGGCCCUCAAGAUCUUAGCUGAUAACCCCGAAGUCCAAGAUAAGCUUCGAGCCGAACUCCGCGCCAUGUACUCCGAGGCCUACACUGAGAAAAGGUAUCCCACCGUUCAAGAGAUCAACAGUAUUAGCAGCCAUUACCGAGAUGCUGCUAUUGAAGAGAUUAUCCGAUGCUCUCGCACCGAAUCUGCCCUCGCCCGUACGGCUAUGGUUGACGUGGAGCUACUUGGCCAUCGAAUCCCCAAAGGAACGGAAGUCUUUUUUAUGGGCAACGGCCCUGGCUACUUUUCCCCUGCAUUUGAGAUCAAAGACUCUCUACGCAGUCAAUCUUAUCUCUCCGGACAGGACAAGGAUAAGUUUUCCAGUUGGGAUCCAAAGCACCUGGAAGUGUUUGACCCUGAACGAUGGUUGGUUGAGGAGAAUGGCCAGAAGGUAUUUAACGGCACAGCGGGGCCAUUGAUUACGUUUGGCCUUGGGCCAAGAGGCUGUUACGGACGAAAGAUGGCUUACUCAGAACUGAAGAUUUUUAUUACACUACUUAUUUGGAACUUUGAGCUUCAUCGAUGUCGUGAGGAGUUAAGUGGAUAUAAGGCUGUAGAUAAAUUGGUACAUGCUCCUCAGCAAUGCUAUGUAAAGAUUGCUAAAGCUUUAUAA
Messenger RNA from Trichoderma virens Gv29-8, 1785 nucleotides. RefSeq lists its product as uncharacterized. Bases 1 to 1785 code for a protein of 594 amino acids. The transcript has 3 exons. The record is from RefSeq and is a predicted model, not a curated record. Lineage: Eukaryota; Fungi; Ascomycota; Sordariomycetes; Hypocreales; Hypocreaceae. Gene Ontology annotation, molecular function: monooxygenase activity; heme binding; iron ion binding.